AUGAACACUAGAUUAGUAUUCAAUAGACCUUUGGUGCUCAUGCUCAAGAGGCCAACACAAUCGGCCACAUUAAUUGGCAUUAGGCCCAGCGGAUCAACCCAGGUAAGAUACGUAUCAGGAAAUGUAGACCCUACGAAAAGAAAGGAAGACAAACUACAUAAAAUAAUUUCCAAGUCACGGCUUUUGACGAGAUUAAACAGAAAUCCUAAAUUUUCUCAUUAUUUUGAUCGUCUUAGUGAGGCUGGUACUGUCCCGACAUUGACGUCAUUCUUCAUCUUGCACGAGGUAACAGCGAUACUACCAUUGUUUCUAUUAUGGUGGCUAAUUUAUAACCUCGAUAUAUCUGAUGAUUUUAAGCUGCCUAGCUUUUUCAAUGGGCUGAUGGAUAGUUGUCAUACAGCUAUGGAAAAAUUUGUUGGCAAGAGGUAUCAGGAAUGUCUCAACAAAAACAAACUGAUUCUAUCUGGCACGAUAGCUUACGUUACAGUCAAAUUACUAUAUCCAGUACGCAUUUGUAUUAGCAUCUGGGGAGCGCCUUAUUUUGGAAAAUGGCUGCUGCUUCCCUUUCAAAAAUUAAAACACCUUAUUAAGAAGUAG
Saccharomyces mikatae IFO 1815 is the source of this 597-nucleotide messenger RNA. RefSeq names its product Mrx11p (gene MRX11). NCBI's taxonomy places the organism in Eukaryota, Fungi, Ascomycota, Saccharomycetes, Saccharomycetales, Saccharomycetaceae. Gene Ontology annotation, cellular component: mitochondrion. Bases 1 to 597 code for a protein of 198 amino acids. The transcript has a single exon. The record is from RefSeq and is a predicted model, not a curated record.